CCCUUGAGAACCACGGGGUUAAAGAAUUACUUUCUUCUCUCCAGUGGCCCGAAGGGACUGCAGCCCGUGUGGCCCAGUUCUCCUUCCCCUUUCCUCUUCCCGCCAGCCCCAAGAAUUUUACUUUCACUUCUUAUCCAGCUCCUCCCCGGGGAGGGACUGCUUCAUGUAGACUGAGCCCCGCUUGGUGAGUACAUUCUGAGCUUGCCGGCCACUGGCCUUCCUUCACCGUUUGAACCAGGAGUCAAGACUUCUCUGUGGCCUGAAGGCUGACUCUCAAGUCCGCCCCCAUCUCCUCCCUGCUCUGUGGCCUUGAUUGUCGACGUUGCUGAGAGAAACUGGAACCAGUGCCACCCGCCCUCCGCCUCUCUUUCUCUCUCCUUUCUCUCUCUCAAAGGGAUGAACAGAACGUUCCUUCUCUUCUUCCCACCUCACGUCCUCAGAAGAAAAGCAGGAAUCUUUAAGCAAGAAGAAUCUCAGGAAUUCUGACAGGAAGAAGCCAGAAAAAGCAGCUGCUAUGGCUUUAAAAAUGCUGGUGAAUUUACAGGAGGAGGUGACCUGUCCCAUCUGCCUGGAGCUUUUUACAGAACCCCUAAGUCUAGGCUGUGGCCACACCUUCUGCCAAACCUGCAUCGCUGACAGCAAGGAGGCAGACACCAGCCCUGGAGGGGAAAGCAGCUGUCCUGUGUGUGGCAUCAGGUUCUCCCCUGGAGACCGCUGGCUUAAUCAGCAUGUGGCCAAGAUUGUGGGGAGACUCAGAGAGGUCAAAUUGAGCCCAAAGGAGGGGCAGAAGAAAGAUCUCUGUGUGCAACAUGAGGAGGAACUCCUGCUCUUCUGUAAGGAGGAUAAGAAGGUCAUUUGUCGGCUUUGUGAACAGUCUCAGAAGCACCAUGGUCACCACAUAUUCUUCACGAAGGAGGCAGUCAAGGAAUGUCAGGAGAUGCUCCAGGCAGCUCUGAAGAGGCUGAGGAAGGAGCAGCAGGAAGCUGAGAAGUUGGAAGCUGACAUCAGAAAAGAGAGAACUUCCUGGAAGCAUCAGACACAGACUGAGAGACAAAGGAUACGAACAGAAUUUAAUCGACUUAGAAGCAUCCUGGACGGUGAGGAGCAGAGAGAACUGCAAAAACUGGAGGAAGAGGAACAGAAGACACUGGAUAACUUGGCUGAGGCUGAGGCUGAGCUGGUCCAGCAGAGCCAGUUGCUGAAAGAGCUCAUCUCAGAUCUGGAGCGUCGCAGUGAAUGGUCAACAGUGGAGCUGCUGCAGGACAUGAGUGGAAUCAUAAAAUGGAGUGAGAUCUGGACACUGAAGAAGCCAAAAACUGUUUCCAAGAAACUGAAGAGGACAUUCCGUGCUCCAGAUCUGAGCGAAAUGCUUCACGUGUUUAGAGAGCUAACACAUGUCCAGUGCUACUGGGUGGACAUCACACUGAAUCCAUUCAACUUAAAUCUGAAUCUUGUCCUUUCAGAAGAUCAGAGACAAGUGAUAGCUAUGCCUAUAUGGCCAGUGAAGUAUUACAAUUGUGGUAUCUUGGGCUCACAGUAUUUCUCCUCAGGGAAACACUACUGGGAGAUAGAUGUAUCCAAGAAGGCUGCCUGGAUCCUGGGGGUAUACUGUAGAACACGUUCCCAUAGUGUAAAGUUUGCUGCUGGACGAGGCACAGAUCAUCAAAAUGUUUACUCCAUAUACAGACCUCAAUUUGGCUACUGGGUUAUAGGGUUGAAGGAUAAAUUUAAGUACAAAGCCUUUGAGGACUCUUCCACCUCUGAUCUCAAAGUCUUGACUCUUUCCAUGGCUGUUCCUCCCCGUCGUGUUGGGGUUUUCCUAGACUAUGAAGCAGGCACUGUCUCAUUUUUCAAUGUCACAAACCAUGGGUCACUCAUCUACAAGUUCUAUAAAUGUGGCUUUUCUCAGAAUGCUUAUCCAUAUUUCAACCCUUGGAACUGUCCUGCUCCCAUGACCCUGUGUCCUCCAAGUCCCUGAAACUUCUCCCCUCAUCCACUUCUUAUAACGACCCUUAUCUUGGGGUUCAUCUCCUGCGAGGAGCUCACCUGCACCGCUCGUGCCAUCUCUCCCUGUCUCCCUUCUGUGCUCUAGAACCUGUGCUCAUCCUUGGGGUGUAGAGUGUAUCUGAUCUGAGUUAGAAGAGAUGCUUAUGUACCCACUGACCCUGUUUCAUAUCCUCAAAGAAAGACAUCUAAUUCCUCCCAAAGACAGAGCACU
Vicugna pacos (alpaca) is the source of this 2218-nucleotide messenger RNA. Lineage: Eukaryota; Metazoa; Chordata; Mammalia; Artiodactyla; Camelidae. The record is from RefSeq and is a predicted model, not a curated record.